Molecule: messenger RNA, 1675 nt
Organism: Drosophila hydei
Lineage: Eukaryota; Metazoa; Arthropoda; Insecta; Diptera; Drosophilidae
Product: cysteine and histidine-rich protein 1 homolog
Exons: 8
Coding region: 290-1513 (407 amino acids)
Cellular component (GO): nucleus
Molecular function (GO): zinc ion binding
Source: RefSeq, a predicted model, not a curated record
UGUAAAUAUAAAACUGUCCUCUCAUUUUCAUUGUGUCUGUAACUUUCGAAGCGGUUUGACGUGUGGCGGAAAGUUUAACCCAAAAAUUGGAGAGCGAAAAUAGGAAAAUCACAAAAGUGCACUGCAUUGCCUGUGUUGUAUGAGAGAGUGUAUUGUAUGUGUCUGUGUAUGUAUGCUAAAGAAAGAGAGAGAGAGAAAAGGGGCAUAGCUGCAAUUUCAAAUAAAUAAAUUUGUAAAAUUAACAAAUUCAGAAAGAAACACAAAAUAGUGGUUGCAGCAUAAAGACAAUAUGUCUACCGUAGAAUCUUCUAGUUCAGCGGUGCAACAGCCACCCUCGUCUACAUUGCCAAUGCUGGGCGACAACCAAGUGACCACGAUGCAAAUGCAAAUGCAGGCCUCCACUUCGUCAGCGGGAGGCAGCAGCAGCAUGUCGGUGGGCGUACCAUUAGAUACGCAAAGCAGCGGUGAACCGCCAGCUAAGAAACAGAUGCUUGAUCCGAAUGCAGCUUCCUCAUCAUCGGGCUCGUUGUCCGGCGGUGGCGGAGGCGGUCCAGCUGGAACUGGAACCGGAACACACGAGAAGCUUGCCUAUCGCAUCUCAACUGCACUAUGCUGUGCCGUGUGCUUGGAUUUGCCCAAAACGGCCAUGUAUCAGUGUCAAAUGGGUCACCUGAUGUGCGCCGCCUGCUUCACCCACCUCCUGGCGGACGGACGCCUACGGGAUCAGAUAGCUACGUGCCCGAAUUGCCGCGUGGAAAUAUCAAAGAGCACCGCAUCCCGUAAUCUGGCUGUAGAGAAAGCUGCUUCCGAACUGCCCAGCGAAUGUCAGUUUUGCAACAAAGAGUUUCCAUACAAAUCUCUAGAACGCCAUGAGCAGCACGAGUGCCAGGAGCGACCCACAAAAUGCAAAUAUCAUCGUAUCGGCUGCCAGUGGCGUGGACCCUAUCAUGAGACAACUGAACACGAACGCAACUGCUUACAUCCCCAAAAAUCUGGCUAUGAGGUAAUGGCUGCCUUAGAGGCGCACGAUGUUAAGAUCAAAGAGGAAAAGAAAAUGUUUAGUACAUUGAUAGAUCUGUUGAGCUACGAGAAAAUAAUAUUCAAUGAUCUACAGAUGAAACCUUAUCGCACGGAUGAAUAUGUGCACAAACUGUUCUAUGAGACUGCACGUUUCUCAGCAUUCAACCAACAGUGGGUGGUAAAGGCGCGCAUCAAUAACAGCCAACGAGAUCCGCAUCAGUCGAAUGAGCGAACCAUCACCUAUCAGCUAAUACUGAAAACAAAAACCAGCACACCCAUGAGCAUACAUUUCUUUGCUCUGAAAGGUCCAUUUUCAGACAUGAAGGUCACCACACAAAUCUACAAGCACGAGUUUACGGAAACGAGCACUGAGAGUGAUUAUUACGUGCUACCCUUGCCUGAUGGCAACAGCACUGGUUCUAGCGAAUGCAAUCGUAUGCUGGCUAAUAAAGGGAUCAAUUUCCGUUUACUGAUGUUUCUGCUGAACAAGUAAAGCGAUCGUUAUAUGCUAGUAGUACAGAUUUUGCAACCUAGUUUAAGUUUGUUGUUUCUGACUCAUAAAUGUGCAAAAAAUAGAUGUAGCCUAAAUAUAUACAUAUAUAUUUUCUAUCUCUAAAUGUACAUGUACUUUCAAAAAAGCAAAAAAAAAAAAAAA